Molecule: messenger RNA, 4530 nt
Organism: Xiphophorus couchianus (Monterrey platyfish)
Lineage: Eukaryota; Metazoa; Chordata; Actinopteri; Cyprinodontiformes; Poeciliidae
Gene: wdr19
Product: WD repeat domain 19
Exons: 36
Coding region: 133-4164 (1343 amino acids)
Biological process (GO): intraciliary retrograde transport; cilium assembly
Cellular component (GO): cilium; intraciliary transport particle A
Molecular function (GO): protein binding
Source: RefSeq, a predicted model, not a curated record
CUUGAUUGGCUACUCUCUGUUGCUAUGACAUCGCUGUGAUAGACGCUUCGAAGCGAAGCAUUAUGGGAAACAGACGGCGCUUUUUCUGGGGAUGAUGUUUUAAGAAGAUUCGUGUGAAUAUAUCUCAUCAAUAUGAAGAGUUUUUUCGUUCUUGCUGACAAAGCCUGGGCAGGUUCUUAUGUUCUGUACAAGUGGCAGAAAAGUCUUGGAAAUUACAUUGCUGUUGCUGGACAGGAUAGCACAGUGAAAAUAUUUGAUCGACAUGGACAGAAGUGGACUGAACUCAACCUUCCGGGGCGUUGUGUCGGGAUGGACUGGGACAAGGACGGAGACAUUCUGGCAGUGAUUUCUGCAAAGUCCAGCUCCAUCUUCCUCUGGGAUGCCAGUGUCAAUAAAACAUUUCAUAUAGACAGUGGCAUGAGCAAAGAUCAGAUGAGUUUCCUCCUGUGGUCAAAAACUGCCCCCCUGCUGGCUGUAGGGACGGCAAAAGGAAACCUGCUCAUCUAUAAUCAACAGACGUCACGCAAGAUACCCAUACUGGGUAAACACACCAAGAAAAUCACAUGUGGCUGCUGGAGCUCCCAGAAUCUCCUGGCUCUGGGAGGCGAAGACAACAAUCUCACUAUCAGCAAUCAUGAAGGAGACACAGUCAGACAGAUGCCGCUUCGAGGUGAGCCGGCUGAAAUAUUUUUCUCAGUGAUGAAAACUGAUGAAAGGUCCCCUCAGGGGGAAAAUACUGUGAGUAUGUGUGUGGACAAGAAGAUACUGACGCUGUUCAACAUAAAUGACCCUAACAACCCAGUCGAGUUGGCCUUCGAGCGGCAGUAUGGCAACCUGGUGUCCCAUCGCUGGUUUGGUGAUGGGUACAUACUGAUUGGCUUUUCCCAUGGAUACUUCCUGGUUAUUUCCACCCACAUCAGAGAGAUAAAGUCUGAGCUCUACCAGGCUCGCAACCAUAAGGAUAGUCUAUACAGCGUGGCCGUCUCAACUUCACUGAACAAAGCCGCUUCCUGUGGAGACAACUGCAUAAAGAUCCAUGAGCUGUCUGAUCUCAAAGACAUCAGCAGUGUCAUUCAGUUGGAAGAUGAGACCAAAGGUCUGGAUCAGCUGAACUGGACAGAUGACGGCCAGUUGCUGGCCCUGUCCACUCAGAGAGGAACGAUUCAUGUCUUUUUGACCAAGCUACCGAUGCUGGGAGACAGUUUUGGCACCCGGCUGGCCUUCCUAACCUCCCUGCUGGAGGUCACUGUCUCCAACCAGGUGGAGAGGGAGAGUCCUAUGUCCAUCCAGGUGGAGGUAGAGCCAACGUUUGUUGCCGUGGGACCGUACCAUGUGGCUGUGGGGAUGAACAACAAAGCCUGGUUCUACGGUUUGUCAAAGAUAAAGGACGUUGAGUAUUUGGGGACCAUAGUCAGCAUGUGCCUCAACGCUGACUACGCAGCAGCUCUGUUUGAAGGAAAAGUACAGCUGCACAUGAUCGAAGGCAGAGACGCAGAGGACAGGAAGCAGAUGAAACUUUUCCCAGAUGAUGACAGUAAAGGCCGGAUCCUUUGCCACGCUCUCACUGCCGAAUUUCUUUAUUAUGGCACCGACCUGGGUAAUGUGGUGUGUGUGCUGUUGGAGGACUGGGAAACCGUGAACAACUUCAGCCAUUCAGUCAGCGUGAGGAAGGUGUUCCCUGACCCAAACGGCACCUGGUUGGUGUUUAUCGAUGACAAGAAUGGAGGCUUCUUGUUCUCUCCUGCAAACGCAACAUUGUCGUGUUUCGAGCUUCCCAACUUUUCUCCCACCAUAACAGGAGUUCUGUGGGACAACUGGCACGCAGACAAAGGUGUAUUUGUGGCUUUUGACGAUGACAAGGCCUACACCUACGCUUUGCAUAAAAGGACAAUAUAUGGUCCGCAGGUGGUACUGGUGGGGAGUACUGCUCUGCUCUACUCCCAGAGGCCUCUGCUCUUCUACAACGGUGAGCUGACCUGUCAGACGACCAGCGGGAAGACAAGUGAAGUAGUUCUGCACACACACUCGUUUCUCAAAACCUCGCCUGACAAACUGAAAGACUCCCCUUCAGAGCUCAGCAAGCAGAUCAGUCAGGCGCUCCAGCUCAAAAGGUUCAAGGAGGCUUGGACUCUGUGCAAGUCUGGAGGCAGUGAAGCUGACUGGGCUGAAAUAGGCAGAGCCUGUCUGAUCCACAUGGAGGUGGAGCUGGCCAUCCAGAUCUACCGGAUGAGUGGCAACGUGGGCAUGGUCCUGUCCUUACAGAGUAUCAAGGGUAUUGAGGAUAAAAACCUACUAGCAGGACAUUUGGCCAUGUUCUUGGAUGAAUACAACCUGGCCCAGGACCUUUAUCUGUCCUCCAGCUGCCCAGCAGCUGCUCUGGAGAUGAGAAGAGACCUGCUGCACUGGGACAGCGCUCUGAUGUUGGCCAAGAGGCUCGCAGAAGAACAGAUUCCCUUCAUUUCCAAAGAGUACGCCGUCCACCUGGAGUUCAUUGGUGAUUAUGUGAACGCUUUAGCACACUAUGAGAAAGGUUUGACGCACCAGAAUAAAUUCCAGGAGCAUGACGAGGCGUGCCAGGCGGGAAUCGCCAGGAUGUCCAUCAGAAUGGGCGACAUCCGGAGAGGAGCAGCUCAGGCCAUUCAGCACCCAAGCAGAGUCCUCAAGAAGGAAUGUGGAGCCAUACUGGAGAGCAUGAAGCAAUUCUCUGAAGCUGCUCAGUUGUAUGAAAAGGGGUUAUAUUACGAUAAAGCUGCGUUGGUUUACAUUCGCUGCAAGAACUGGGCGAAGGUGGGAGAGCUGCUCCCAAAUGUUUCCUCUCUAAAGAUUCAUCUCCAGUACGCAAAGGCCAAGGAGGCGGACGGCAAAUAUAAAGAGGCAGCUCAGGCCUAUGAGAGCGCAAAAGACUGGGAUAACAUGAUCCGUGUGCUGCUGGACCACCUGAACAAUCCGGAGGCUGCAGUUCGGGUUGUCAGGGAGACUCAGAGCAUCGAUGGAGCAAAAAUGGUUGCCAGGUUCUUCCUGCGGCUGAAUGACUACGGCUCAGCCAUCCACUUCCUGGUUCUGUCUCAGUGUAACGACGAAGCUUUCCAGCUGGCUCAGCAGCACGGACAGAUGGAGGUCUACGCAGACAUCAUUGGCGCUGCAGCGACGCAGGAGGACUAUCAGAGCGUCGCUCUGUACUUUGAGGGAGAGAAGAAACACCUUCUGGCUGGCAAGUUUUUCCACAAGUGCGGGCAGUACAACAAAGCUCUAAAUCAUUUCCUUAAGUGUCCAAAAACCGAAGACAACCAGGCGAUUGAGCUGGCCAUUGAGACGGUGGGACAAGCCAAAGACAACUUUUUGACCAAUCAGCUGAUUGAAUAUCUACUGGGAGAAAGUGACGGGAUGCCCAUGGAGGCAAAGUACCUGUUUCGUCUCUACAUGGCCCUGCAGCGAUACGGCGAGGCCGCUCAUACCGCCACCAUCAUCGCCAGAGAGGAGCAGUCGGCGGGCAACUACAGAAAUGCCCAUGAUGUUCUGUUCAGCAUGUACACAGAGCUGCAGGCUCAGAAGAUCAAGAUCCCGGCAGAGAUGGCGACAAACCUGAUGAUCCUCCACUCGUAUCUACUGGUCAAGACCCACGUAAAGAAAGGAGAUCAUCUCAAAGGGGCGCGGAUGCUCAUUCGCGUCAGCAACAACAUCAGCAAGUUUCCUGCUCACGUCGUCCCCAUUCUGACGUCAGCAGUUAUUGAAUGCCAGCGUGCCGGACUGAAGAACUCGGCCUUCGGCUUCGCAGCCAUGCUGAUGAGACCGGAGUACCGAAACCAGAUCGACCUCAAGUACAGGAAGAAGAUUGAGGCUUUGGUUCGUCAUCCUGACACUUCAGAGUUAGAGGAGGAAACGACUCCCUGUCCUUUCUGUGGCUUCCAGCUGCCGCAGAACGACCUGAUGUGCAUCUCCUGCAAGAACAACAUCCCCUACUGCAUCGCCACGGGCCGUCACAUGCUGAAAGAAGACUGGUCCAUCUGUCCACAAUGCGAGUUCCCUGCACUCUACUCUCAAUUCAUUCUGCUGCUGGAGACAGAGUCUGUUUGUCCCAUGUGCUCUGGGAAUCUGAGCGCCAAACAGGUGAAGAAGAUCUCAGAUUGCUCCAAAUAUCUGCACGACGACGACCUGGACCAAUGACCGCGCAUGUAGCUGACCUCCAAACCAGAAAAGCAAUUUAAAUAUAUAUAUCUAGGUGUCUGUUUUAGCUGAAAUGACAUGAAUUAAUGUUACCUCCAAAGGGUCACGGUGAGAAUUUAUUUUAAAGAAAUUUAUCCUGUUGCUUUUUUGUUUUAUUGUUUUCUUUUUGUAGUUUUGCAGCAGGUGUGUAAAACAUGUUUCUGAGCAGAAAUAUGGAUGUUACUGAAAAGACCGAAAGGUUAAUCUAAAAAAAAUAAUAAUAAUAAUAAUAGUACCUCAGUGUGACCCAAUGGUACAUAUUUGUAAAAAAAAAACAAACUAUUUGCUUAUAAUUUAAAUAUGAAUAAAGUUGUUUCUAAUUAUUGA